Penicillium argentinense is the source of this 3204-nucleotide messenger RNA. Its product is annotated as ubiquitin-ubiquitin ligase UFD2. Gene Ontology annotation, molecular function: ubiquitin-ubiquitin ligase activity. Gene Ontology annotation, biological process: protein polyubiquitination. The record is from RefSeq and is a predicted model, not a curated record. The transcript has 5 exons. Bases 1 to 3204 code for a protein of 1067 amino acids. Lineage: Eukaryota; Fungi; Ascomycota; Eurotiomycetes; Eurotiales; Aspergillaceae. Gene Ontology annotation, cellular component: nucleus; cytoplasm; ubiquitin ligase complex.
AUGUCAGACUCGCUAUCAGAUGCGGACAAGAUCCGCAACAAGCGCCUUGCAAAGCUUUCAAACCUGAAUGCUUCGCCCGCCUCGGGUGAUGGCCCCUCAGAUUCGCCUCCCAACUCCUCGAAUCCCUCCCCCGCCUCCUCCCCUUCGUGGUUGACCCAGCAAUCGUCCGAGUUUCCAAGUGCGACAUCUUCCACUGCACAGACACCACAGAACCUCGAGGGAAAGCGGAUAAAGAUUACACCUACUGCGGCUCCGUCUAGUGCUCCAGCUGCCACACCAGAGCGUCCUCGCUCUACCGCGCCGUCGAACGGGGGGACUCCACCACCCACAAAAACCGAGACCAUCGAGACCUUUGAAGACCGGACUUUGAGCGCGGUGUUUAGAUUCACUCUUAAAGAGGAAUCACAGAGGGAUCACAAUGGGAAUCGUGUUUAUCUCUCGGGGUUGAGAAAGGAGUUGCUGGAUGAAGGUAAGGAAUUGCGCAUUGAAACAGCGCUCUUGGAUCAGGCACUCCUGGAGGCUGCAUCACAAGAGACUCAGCUCCCACUGGACUAUCUGCUUCCAUGCUGGAAGCGGGUGACUAAACUCCACAAGGGAUUUCGUCGAGCACGGGACGACGACCCAAAGUUUCAAGUGCUCUGCGAGGCAAGGCGCCUUUGUUUGAGCUAUUGCAUCUUUGCUAUCACUAUGCCGGAGAUGUUCAAUGCGGACAAGCCCGGACGAUCCCCAUUAGCGUCACACUUGCUGCGAGAGCCUGAGGACGAAAAAGGUAUGGACUUUGAAUUCAUAAGCGAGGCCGUCAAAAGAUUUGAAGAGGAUGAAAAUCUCAAACCUGCCUUCAUUUCCGCGGUGGAGGAAAUGAGCGUGGAGCUCUCCACAAAGGACAUCAAUGAAGAUUACAAGCAAUAUGCUACGGCAUUGCGCAACCUCGUCCGACAUCCUACCAUCGCCGCCGCAAUCACUGAAUCGUCUAUCUUCAAUGCUUGUCGGGAUCCAGCGCAAUUUGAGAAGGCCACCUUGCUCGGCCCUUGGUUUCGCCUUUCGCCCCUCCAAGGCAGUGUCACCAAGCAAUAUUUCUCCAGUCCCAAGACUCGAGACCCUGCAUAUAUUUUAACCGCACAACGAUCUCUUCGCAUGACACAGCAGAUCCUCAGCUCCGAUCUCUUGGACGUGAUCAACCACAUGAUCCGAGCUUCCAAGGAGGCCAGAGACCGGGUUCUGGACUGGUUCGCAACUGCUCUGAACAUUAACCACAAACGACGUGCGAUGCAAGUUGAUCCAGAAACUGUAUCCUCCGAUGGAUUCAUGUUCAACAUCACAACAUGUCUAGACCAGCUCUGCGAGCCAUUCAUGGACGCAACUUUCACGAAGAUCGAUCGGAUCGAUGCCGAGUAUCUGCACCGAGACUCACGAGUCGACAUGCGGGAGGAGACCAAGAUCAACGCCGACCAGCAUGCUUCGGACGCUUUCUAUUCCAAGAAGGUAGAUGGGACGUCCAAUUUCAUCACAGAGAUCUUUUUCUUGACCGUUGCUGCUCAUCAUUAUGGCAGUGAGUCACUUACUGAGAAAUUGGAACAACUCGAGAAGGAUCUCCGGCACAUGGAGUCUUCUAUCGCUAAGUUCGAACUCGAACGACACCGCUGGGCUGCUAACCCGGCUCAGCUGGCAAUGUUUGAGCGGACCCUGAAGCGGUUUAAAGACAAAUUUGAUUUGGGCCUGGCCUUGAAGUACAGCUUGCAGGGCCUUCUCUUCGAUGAUCAAUGGCAGGCUCGCUCGAUGCUCUUCAUGCGCUAUGUCACCGUGUGGCUCUUAAGACUUGUUUCUGGCGUCAACUUCCCGAAGGAGCAGGUCACAUUGCCUUUGUCGGAGCAGCAACCUGAAGUUUUCAAGUGCCUACCAGAGUAUUUCCUCGAUGAUAUUGUGAGCAACUUUAAGUUCAUCAUGUGGUGCAUGCCGCACAUUAUCACAGCAACCCAAGGAGACGAGCUGGUUAUUCUUUGCAUUACGCUCCUGGAGAGCUCUGUCUACAUCAAGAACCCUUAUCUCAAGGCCGGCCUUGUCUCUAUCAUGUUUCGAGGUACCUGGAGCCGCUCGGGUGGUGCCCGCGGUGUCUUGGUUGAUCUGCUGAACUCGAUGGAGUUUGCCAACGAAUACCUCCUGCAUGCAAUCAUGAAAUUCUACAUUGAGGCCGAGCACACCGGAACCCAUACCCAAUUCUUCGACAAGUUCAAUAUCCGUUACGAGAUUUUCCAAAUCAUCAAGUGCAUUUGGCCGAAUACUCUUUACCGAGAGAAGCUGUCCAACCAAGCGAACCAGAACCUGGACUUCUUCGUUCGGUUCGUCAACAUGCUUCUCAACGACGUGACUUAUGUCCUUGACGAGUCAUUUGGCGCUUUUAAAACAAUUCACAACACCCAGACCGAGCUCAACCGAGAGGGCAACUCGAUGGACCAGGCCACCCGUCAACAACGCGAAGAGCACUUGGCCACCGCGCAGCGCAGCGCAAAGUCUUACAUGCAACUGACCAACGAGACCGUGGCCAUGCUCAAGCUAUUCACGGAGGCACUGGCCGACUCCUUCACCAUGCCCGAAAUCGUUCAACGACUGGCCGACAUGCUGGAUUACAACCUCGAUGCCAUGGUCGGACCUAAGAGUUCGAACUUGCGCGUUGACAACCUUCAGGAAUAUGGUUUCAAUCCCCGGGCAUUGCUUACUGAGAUCACCGAUGUGUAUCUCAACUUGAUGGGGAAGCAGAAUUUCGUUGUUGCUGUCGCCCGUGAUGGGCGUUCUUAUAAGCCUGCCAACUUCGAGAAAGCAGCCGAUAUCAUGCGCAAAUGGUCCCUGAAGUCCCCCGAGGAGCUGCGCCGUUGGUCGUCUUUGCAGAAAAAGGUCAUGGACGCCAAGGCAGAGGAUGAGCAAGCAGAGGAGGAUCUGGGUGAGAUCCCGGACGAGUAUUUAGAUCCUCUCAUGUUCACUCUCAUGGAAGACCCCGUCAUCCUGCCCAACUCUCGGAUGUCUAUCGACCGCUCGACCAUCCGUUCGCACUUACUCAGUGACCCGCACGACCCUUUCAACCGUGUCCCGUUGAAGAUGGAGGAUGUGAUCCCCAACACGGAGCUCAAGGCCCAGAUCGAAGCAUUCGUCAGCGAGCGUACAAGCAAGAAGGGCACCCCCGCAGACGCAAUGGACACGGCAGCAGACUAA